Molecule: messenger RNA, 930 nt
Organism: Carlito syrichta (Philippine tarsier)
Lineage: Eukaryota; Metazoa; Chordata; Mammalia; Primates; Tarsiidae
Product: translin-associated protein X-like
Exons: 5
Coding region: 52-807 (251 amino acids)
Cellular component (GO): cytoplasm; nucleus
Molecular function (GO): RNA binding; sequence-specific DNA binding; RNA endonuclease activity
Source: RefSeq, a predicted model, not a curated record
AUCCAUCUAUCCAACCAUGAAAUACUGAUUGACUAUCUACUAUGUUUUGGCAUGUUAUUUCAACAGGAACUUGAUGCAAGACAUGACAAAUAUGAGAGACUUGUGAAACUUAGUCGGGAUAUAACUGUUGAAAGUAAAAGGACAAUUUUUCUUCUCCAUAGGAUUACGAGUGCUCCUGAUAUGGAAGAAAUAUUGACUGAAUCAGAAAUUAAAUUGGAUGGUGUCAGACAAAAGAUAUUACAGGUAGCACAAGAGCUGUCAGGGGAAGACAUGCAUCAGUUCCACCGAGCCAUUACUACAGGACUGCAGGAAUAUGUGGAAGCUGUCUCUUUUCAACACUUCAUCAAAACACGAUCAUUAAUCAGCAUGGAUGAAAUUAAUAAGCAGUUGAUAUUUACAACAGAAGAUAGUGGGAAAGAAAAUAAGACCCCUUCCUCUGAUGCACAGGAUAAGCAAUUUGGUACUUGGAGACUGAAAGUCACACCUGUUGAUUAUCUUCUGGGAGUGGCUGAUUUAACUGGAGAGUUGAUGCGGAUGUGUAUUAACAGUGUGGGGAAUGGGGAUAUCGACACCCCCUUUGAAGUGAGCCAGUUUUUACGUCAGGUUUAUGAUGGGUUUUCAUUCAUUGGCAACACCGGACCGUACGAGGUUUCUAAGAAGUUGUAUACCUUGAAACAAAGUCUGGCCAAAGUGGAGAAUGCUUGCUAUGCCUUGAAAGUCAGAGGUUCAGAAAUUCCAAAACAUAUGCUAGCAGAUGUAUUUUCAGUUAAAACAGAGAUGAUUGAUCAAGAAGAAGGCAUUUCUUAGAAUCACAUUACUGUUGUUAUUCUCUUGGGAACUCCCAAGAAAGACCAAUUUUUAAGACUGUUAUCUAGUAUUUCAUUUGACUUUAUUGUGGCUUUUACAUAGAAACAUUUUUAGUUGUACUUG